AUGGAAAGGUUGGAGACUCUUGGAAACAAAAACAACAUCCUUGAUCCUGAGUCAUUGGCAAAUGAGUUCAACAAAACAAUGAAGAACCUUUAUGGAAGCUAUGAGGAGCAGUACAAGAAAAUUCCUGCAUUCUGCGAAAUGGUGAAGGAAAAAAUGCCUGGCAGUGUAGCUAGUUUCUCAUAUGGAAGCACAGACAACACAUUCUUGUCAAUGACACUCUGCUUCAAGCCUGCUAUAGAAGGAUUCUUGGAUGGAUGUAGGAAAAUCAUUGGAUUGGAUGAUUGCCAUUUGUAUGGGAAGUAUGGUGGCGUGUUAAUGGUUGCAACAGGUCUAGAUGGUCAUAAUGGUUUACUUCCUCUUGGUAUAAUGGUGUGUAGGAAUGAAAUCAUUGAGAAUUGGAAGAUAUUUCUCAAAGACUUGAAAGUUAUACUGGGUGAAGACUUGCAUUUCACCAUUAUAUCAGACAAGCAGAAGGGGAUUAGUGAAGCUUGUGACAAAUACUUCUGCUUGGAUGGGCACAGAUUAUGUUUCAGUUCAAUGACUAACUAUUACUUGGCUACUUGGCAGACAUUUGAUGAAGAAUUUCAAGAACAACACAUGGAUAAAUUGUUUGUUGAGGAUGAUAAAGUUGCACUGUAUCUCCUAGAUAAAAAACUUGAAUGCUGGUCUAGGUCUCAUUUCUCAAAUGAUAGCAAGUGUGAGCACAUUAACAAUAAUUUCUCAGAAUCUUUCAACAACAUGGCCAAGCCCUUCAGGGAUAAGCCUAUCAUUACACUUGGACAAAUGUAUGCUAGAAUGGUGAUGGGUCUUUUCUUCAAGAGGAGGAAUGAAUGUGAAAAGUGGCAGGAUGGUCAGAUAAUGCCAAAGGCAAUGAAGCUGAUUACAAAGAUGCAGGACUUAACUCAUCUGUUUGAGUUAACUGGAGCUGUAAGGGGAAAGGUGUAUGAUGUCAAGAGUGUUCAUGAUGUUGUGUUUGUUGUGGAUCUUCCCAAAAAGACAUGUAGUUGUUUGCAGUGGCAGCUGAGGGGGUUUCCUUGUCAACAUGAUGUAUGUGCUUUAACACCUUUGAAACCAAACUGGGCUGACUACUAUGACCCUGUGUACAGUGUGGAAUAUUACAAAAAGACAUAUGCUCCAGAGUUUGAACCAUUAUCAGCUGAAAUUAACUGGAAUAUACUGGUAGAGUUCAUUAAUCCUCCUGUUAUCAUAAGGAAAACUGGAAGGCCAAGGAAGAAGAGGAUUCCUUCUUAUGAUGAAGCUGGAAGUGUGAAGAAAAUGAGAAAGUGUAAGAAGUGUGGAGUUUAUGGCCACUAUGCAGUAACUUGUAGUGAUGGAGAGGUUGGAAAGAAUCCAUAG
Messenger RNA from Papaver somniferum (opium poppy), 1356 nucleotides. RefSeq lists its product as uncharacterized. Gene Ontology annotation, molecular function: zinc ion binding. The record is from RefSeq and is a predicted model, not a curated record. NCBI's taxonomy places the organism in Eukaryota, Viridiplantae, Streptophyta, Magnoliopsida, Ranunculales, Papaveraceae. The transcript has 7 exons. The coding region runs from base 1 to 1356 and encodes 451 amino acids.